AUGCCCAACUGUCGAAAUGUUCCUCUAUCUUGCCUGGCUAGUUCUAUCUGUUUUGUCUGUGGCCAGGCCUUUGUCGCCUUGGCAGUUGGGCGACGCGGAAAAACGCCCAACAGUCGUUUGGUCGACAAUUUUGCUCUCGGGGGCAUGCAGGAGGCAGAGUAUGUCCUUUUCUCACCGUCGAACAGGGAAAAUGACCUGGAAAACCGGCUGCUUUACUCGGGGCCGGAGAACCUACGAGUUCAGCUAAUGCCACUCUGA
Molecule: messenger RNA, 258 nt
Organism: Protopolystoma xenopodis
Lineage: Eukaryota; Metazoa; Platyhelminthes; Monogenea; Polystomatidea; Polystomatidae
Source: the annotation of a GenBank genome assembly